CGCCGCUACCAGUUCGGAACUGCCGAUGCCUCGUGGCGGUUAUUAGGGUUAAUGCAACGGCGAUCUGAUCGGGAAUCGGUGGAUUUCAAUUCAAACUCUUCGCUCUUCGCUCGUUGACAACGAUCGGGGUCACGGACGCCGUGUUCGAUCACUAUGUUUGAAACGUGAAGCGACAUCGAUGCCUGGCGACUUCGUUCGGUUUGACAUGGAGAUGUGGAUCGUACGAUAAAUUCGCAGACUGAACAAUUCGCGAUUUACAGAGAGCCCUGGUCUCGAAUUAUAUAUCGCGAAUGUCGUAUCUAUUGACAACAUGAUUUUUCGGGGUGGCGACGCGCGCUUACAUGUUUGACCGAGGAAAGAAGCGAUGAUCGAUGUGAGCUGUCUCAAGACGAGCGAUCGAUACGUCAUACGAUAUGCAAAGAUAAUCGAAGCCGAGCGUCGAAGUCUCCCGAAGCGUUAUCGGAGUUCGGGCUGCCUGGAUGAACGCACGGCGCGAUGAUUAGCAUGCAGCAGCAGACGGUCUUGAACAAUGUAACCGGGCCCGAGCAGCCGCAGGAAGAAGUUCAGCUGACCGAAUUGCUGCCGGUGAAGCAAUCGCGCAUCAGGGAAGAUGUCUUCAAGGAUGCCGACGCGACCGACGCUCUGAGGGCGCUCAGGAGUCUCACGGGCGACUGCAGCGAUGGCGAAGGCUUUGAUCUGCGGGAAUUCAACUUCUGCAAGAGCGUCGAGCAAACGGAACGUCAGGGCGGCAAGCAUCGACGAGCGGAGGCUCGUCGGAAAAGAACGGAAGGGACCAAGAGCGGCGCCAAAGACGUGGACCUUGAGGAAGAGAAAGAUAGCCGGGUGGCAGAGAAGAAGGUGCGUAAUGGCAGAAAGAUCGUUCGCGUGAAGGCGCCGAAGAGGAAGCUGACGAGAUCGAGUAAGAAGGACGACGACAAGAAGAGAGAUUACGAAUUGAAUGAGAAAUCGAUUGGAAAGGAUACCGCCGAAUACGACGAGGAGUUCGCGCGUCACUGCGACGAGGAGGAGGACGGCGACGAGCAAUUGUACUUGGACCUGGAGAAGAAAGACUGCUUUAAGGACGAGGUCUACGUAUAUAGACGAGAACCGCUGGAUCCGUGCUCGAGUUCGGAGGAAUCAGGUGCUAUCGGUCACAAGGAUCUCUGCGAGGAUUAUCCUAUCACGGAUGAAGAAUUGUUCGCCGGAAAGAUAUCUGAGAAAGAAAAAUGCAAGUCCAAGGCAGACGGCAUUAUUGAGAAAGAAAAUCCCGAAAAGGAGCUCAGAUUAAAGAUCGACGCCAUCAUUCAAGCGAAUUACUUGCUGGAGCGCGAGAAUAACAACGUCGUCGCUUCGGACGGGCUCAAAAUCGCGGAGCGCAUUGGCACCUCCUCCGCCGCCACCGCCACGAAGAAGACGAAGAGGAAGCGGACCGAUCAGACCAAGCAGUCGAAGGACCAACCGAAUUCUCAGAAGAAGUACUGCUGCGUCGUGUGCGACGCGCGCUUCAAGGGUAGCGGUGGUCUGCGGAAUCACUACAAGGUGGUGCACGGUGCCGGGCCGGUGUUCAAGUGCGACGAGUGCGGCAAGGAGUUCCCGCUGAAGGAGCGGCUGAAGCUGCAUGUGCGCACGCACACCGGCUUCAAGCCGUACAAGUGCCCGGAGUGCGACAAGAGCUUCGCGCGGGGCGGCCAGCUGGUGCAGCAUCGUCGCACGCACAGCCAGGUCAGGCCGUUCCACUGCAAGCUGUGCUCCAACACCUUCACGUGCGCGGCCAAUCUGUCCCUGCACCUCAAGCGUCACAACGGCCAGAAGGAUCACAAGUGCGACCUGUGCGGGCGCGCCUUCGUGCGUCGCGACGCCCUGAAGAAGCAUCUCGAGUGCCUGCACCGUGACGUCAAGUCGUUCCUCUGCGCGAUCUGCAACAAGACCUUCAAGGGCCACCUACCGCAGCACAUGAGGACGCACGCGCGCGAUCGUCCGCACGGCUGUGCCACGUGCGGCCAGCGAUUCGCCCAGAAGUCCCAGCUGACCGUGCACCAGAGGACCCACUCCGGCCAGCGGCCGUUCCGCUGCCUGGUCUGCUGGCAAGCCUUCGCCCAUUCGACCGCCCUGAAGCUGCACACCCGACGACACACCGGGGAACGGCCGUUCAAGUGCUCCGAGUGCAAUGCCGGCUUCACUCAGCUGCCGCAUUGGAAGAAGCACAUGAAGUGCAUACACGGCAGGAACGAUCCGUACGGCUGCAAGCGUUGCAAGAGCUUUUUUAGAAUUAAAAGCGACCUGGAAAGCCACGAGAAGACUUGUCACCCGGAGAUGGAGGUGGAGGAUGACGAUAGCGGCCUCCCGGCGAGUAGACCGGCCGGCGGCUCCGACGUCGUCGAGAAAAACUCUGUCACCGCGAAGUACAAGCUGAUGACGGUGGAGAAGAUGCGGCUGUUGCUGGCGGUGCUGCUGAAGAGGAUUAGCAAGCAGGAACGAUUGGACGCGCUCGGCUUCGGCAAACGUCUCAUCGACGACGUUCUCCAGGACUCCCUGGUGUCCGCUGGCAAGGAACCGGUCACGGGAAACGGUUUGACCGAGCUUGAGGCUCUCACUCGAAACCUAGAAAUUUUCCUGGAGUGGACAGUACCGAAGGAGCACUGGGAGAAUUUCCGUAAAAUGAAAAAAUCGCCCGAAGAUAUUCUGGAAACGCUCACAGCUACGUAAAUAUGUUCGUUUAUUAACAAUAGUUUUAUUACCUUCCUCUCGGCGUGAAGAUUAGAAGUAGGAGUUAGAUCAAGUCAAUAGUAUAAAAUAAUCUCACGUUUUUUUU
Molecule: messenger RNA, 2812 nt
Organism: Wasmannia auropunctata (little fire ant)
Lineage: Eukaryota; Metazoa; Arthropoda; Insecta; Hymenoptera; Formicidae
Product: zinc finger protein 26-like
Exons: 2
Coding region: 496-2706 (736 amino acids)
Source: RefSeq, a predicted model, not a curated record